Molecule: messenger RNA, 1800 nt
Organism: Oncorhynchus mykiss (rainbow trout)
Lineage: Eukaryota; Metazoa; Chordata; Actinopteri; Salmoniformes; Salmonidae
Source: RefSeq, a predicted model, not a curated record
AGAGUGCCCUGCAGUGGGGCCAAGAACUGCCUGGCCUGCUGUAGAGUGUAUGAACUGACGUGAAUUCCCCCUCAUCUCAGUCGUCAGUUCCACUGGAGCUCUUGCAGACUACAGUCACAGGAGACUACUGAAGAGGACAAUGGAGUACCUGCAAUCCUAUCACUGUUUACUCUGCUACCUUCUGCUGGCUCUUAGAGAUCCUGCACUCUGUGCUAAAGAGAUCACUGUUAGCCCAGCCAAACCCGUUGUCAAGGUGGGAGAUGCUGUGACCUUGAUCUGUGAGACAACCUGCUCCCAAGGCAAACCACGCUGGAUGAAACUAGACGAGAGCGAUGUCACUCAGAAUACCACAAAAAACAGAAGUUAUCUCCAUAUUGCAAAUGUACACCCGAAUCACGAGGGAAAGUAUACCUGCACAGAAGAAAAAUGUAGGACACAGAGGAAGGAAACAAUCCAGCUCAGAGUUUACUCUUUCCCGGUGCCUGUCCUGUCCACAGUGCCAGAGAACCCUGUCUCUGGUCAACCUUUUAAGGUGAAAUGCACACUGACAAACGUUUACCACGGAGAAUAUGACAACGUUGAGAUGCUUCUCUUGCACCUUGAGAGGCUUGAAACAGAACACUCCAAAAACUGUAAUGAUGACAGAUUUUGUGAUCAUACGUGGUCUUCUAAGAAUCAGAUGGGCACUAGCAAAACAGAUUAUCAAUGUGAAACCAAUCUUACUAUUGGCCCUAACAGCUUUACUGAAAAGGCUCGUCUUACCAUACAUUUCCAGGGUGAUGCUGGUGAUGACUAUAAUGAUACCAGAAGCACUGCCAUGUCUCCUGAACAGAUGGAAACACAAACGUCAGAACCUGUCAGUACAGAAGGCAAAGGUCAAGGUGAGGCUGGUGAUGACUAUAAUGAUACCAGAAGCACUGCCAUGUCUCCUGAACAGAUGGAAACACAAACGUCAGAACCUGUCAGUACGGAAGGCAAAGGUCAAGCUGAACAGAUGGAAACACAAACGUCAGAACCUGUCAGUACGGAAGGCAAAGGUCAAGGUGAGGCUGGUGAUGACUAUAAUGAUACCAGAAGCACUGCCAUGUCUCCUGAACAGAUGGAAACACAAACGUCAGAACCUGUCAGUACGGAAGGCAAAGGUCAAGCUGAACAGAUGGAAACACAAACGUCAGAACCUGUCAGUACGGAAGGCAAAGGUCAAGGUGAUGCUGGUGAUGACUAUAAUGAUCCCAGAAGCACUGCCAUGUCUCCUGAACAGAUGGAAACACAAACGUCAGAACCUGUCAGUACAGAAGGCAAAGGUCAAGCAGUGGAGGCCUCCAGCUCCACCACCACGGCCAUGGUUGUACUGGGCUCCAUAGUGGGAUUCCUAUCCAUUUUCUGCUUCCUGGUUUGCCUGAUCAAACGGAGUAAAUGCAAGUCACCUUCCAGUGGUCCCGAGAACCAUCCUGAUGGCUGCUGACCACCAUGACAUCAGCUUCAUUUUAUGUUCUCAAGUUUUUGUUUUGUUCCUAUGUGUUAAACGCCAAUGUAGGACUCUAGCCUGCCUACAUGCAACUUCCUAUAACAAGUCAAAAGUAAUGUAUACUGAAUCUGAUCUCCUCAUGUAAUGCCUGCUGUAUAAAUAUAUAUAUUUUUAAACUAGCUAUUAAAAUUAAAGCAAACAUAUAUCCUACAAAUAAUAAUGUACUGGGAAAAUGCCAAAGAAGAACAGUCAAACAGAAACAUUGUGACUAACAUAAAGCAUACUGUUUGAUUAAUAUCAUAUGUUCAUAAUAAACCUCUUGAGAAACAGGA